Plasmopara halstedii is the source of this 213-nucleotide messenger RNA. RefSeq lists its product as uncharacterized. The record is from RefSeq and is a predicted model, not a curated record. The transcript has 2 exons. NCBI's taxonomy places the organism in Eukaryota, Oomycota, Peronosporomycetes, Peronosporales, Peronosporaceae. Bases 1 to 213 code for a protein of 70 amino acids.
AUGCGUGCACAUCAGCGCUUGCAGAUUCCGUCGAGCACGAUUUCAACGGCAAUUGCAAAAAAACGCGCCGCGGGUCCUCAUUUAUUGACCGUCACAUCAAAUGAACGUGAUGUCAUCAACGAGUUCCACCUCCAUCCUGUUAUCAUAUGGUGUUUUCCCGAUCGGGUUCGAUUUUCGACGACAAAAGCCAUUACCACGUCAACUACUCCAUGA